AUGACACGGCUUUAUCAAUACAAGGAUCUUGAAGUCGAAUCAAGCAACUUUAUUGAUGACCAUGCUUUGGAUGUGUUGCAACCAGAUGAUUUUCUUUCUUUGUCAUCGGAAGCUCUCCAUGAAAUCCUAAAACGUGACUCGUUUUAUGCUAACGAAUUAGUUAUAUUCCGUAUGGUUUGUCGCUGGAUCAAUGAGAAUCAAAUCGACGUGGAUCCUGAUACUAAAAUCAGAGUCUUAUCCGCCGUCAGGUAUCCGUUAAUGAGUGAUGAAGAACUGUCCGAGGCUCGAAAAUCACAAUUGGGUAAUGCAAUUCCUUACGCCAUACAAUUUAGAAACACUUUGUCACCAGAUAAACUGCAAUUUCGUGGACAACUAAAACCCCAAGCGAGUCUUAUUCUUCGGUCUCGGUGUUUUCCUCCCGUUAUCGAUCAUUUUGACAGCGGUACUCGUAUGACAAAAUUAGAAAAACCAUCAAUUAUAAACUAUAUUGAACUUAUGUUAUCGGAUGGAAGUGCUAUGAAUCCAAAGAUGCUGCUUUGGGGAGGCGAUCGCCAAGCCUAUGGUUACACUAUCGAAUCAUCUGUCAACAAUGAGUAUUGGGAAACGAUUAUAGACAAAUCUAAGGAGCUGACACGAUCUUGGCAGGUGUUGCAAUUUGAAGCCAGGCCGAUGUUGGACAUUCGUAUUACUGGCGUUCGCAGUUCAGCUGGCGGUGUGAGUAAAAUUAAUGGGUGUUAA
Molecule: messenger RNA, 738 nt
Organism: Adelges cooleyi (spruce gall adelgid)
Lineage: Eukaryota; Metazoa; Arthropoda; Insecta; Hemiptera; Adelgidae
Product: BTB/POZ domain-containing protein 9-like
Exons: 4
Coding region: 1-738 (245 amino acids)
Biological process (GO): circadian behavior; modulation of chemical synaptic transmission; adult locomotory behavior
Source: RefSeq, a predicted model, not a curated record